CGUGACCAAAUGUUUUGUUUUGUUUGCCUUCAUGAACAGGUCAGAUGAGCUAACACGGACACCGACGACAGCAGACGUCAGUGACCUUGUACCAGCCGCCAAGAAGACGCAGCCAUGGGGAACACGAGCAGCGAGAGGGCUCAGCGGAGGGACAGCCGAGGGAGCAAGGAGGGAGGCGGGCCCAAAAUCCUGAUGGACAGCCCCGAGGAUGCGGACAUCUUUCACGGCGAGGACAUGAAGGCUCCCUCGGAGAAAGAGGAGUUCCUUGCGUGGCAGCAGGACUUGGACGUAGACGACAAAGGGCCGACUCUGGACCGACCAACGGUCUUUCGCUGGACCGGGGAUGGCAAGGAGGUCUACCUCUCCGGAUCCUUCAACAACUGGGUCAACAAGAUUCCUCUCAUACGAAGUCAGAACACCUUUGUGGCCAUCGUUGAUCUGCCGGAAGGGGAGCACCAGUACAAGUUCUACGUGGACGGCCAGUGGACGCACGACCCAGUGGAGCCGGUUGUGACCAGUGAGCUGGGGACGAUCAACAACAUCAUCCAGGUCAGGAAGUCGGACUUCGAGGUGUUCGACGCUCUCAUGGUGGACUCGGAGAAAUGCUCCGACAUGUCAGACCUCUCCAGCUCUCCUCCCGGGCCGUAUCAUCAGGACGCAUAUGUUCCUAAACAGGAAGAGAAGUUUAAGUCUCCGCCCAUCCUCCCGCCUCACCUGCUACAGGUCAUCCUCAACAAAGACACUGGAAUUUCUUGUGACCCGGCACUCCUCCCAGAACCCAACCACGUCAUGCUCAACCACCUCUACGCUCUUUCCAUUAAGGAUGGCGUGAUGGUGCUCAGCGCGACUCACCGCUACAAGAAAAAGACAAUAUGCUGGUCAAGGUGAGAUUUGGUUCAAGUCAGAAGUAUGUUAAGGUGGCAGAAACCGAAGCAGGCUAUGAAGACUACAAUACAUUUAUUGAGAAAGUUGUGCUUCAACCAGAUCUAGCAGAAAUUUCUUUUGAGUCGAAUGUGUCAGACACCGUAUCCUCUGUGCCUUCUGAUUCAUCUGAUGCAACAAUAAUUCUUGAGAACGAUGGUGGGAGGAAAAGGACCCACGACGAUCGGGAAUCAGCUGAAGCGAUGGUGAGAGAUGUUCUUCAGUCCAAGCCAGGGGGAGAAAAAGUGUUGCAUGAAUAUGACGAAACAAAGACAUUGACGGAUGGUACCCGGCGACAUAUGAUAAACCUACUGGUGGCUGACAUGAUUGAAGUUCAUGGGAGGAUCCCACCAACCUAUGUGCGAACAAAAUACGCUCUUGGCAUUACCACUCUAUUUCCUUACCUCAGGGAUCCUUACUCAAAAAAUGGAUAUGAGCACUUCUAUGAUGCUGACAGUGGAUCUGGUUAUUUGGCCUGGAGGAUAAAGACAGUCCAGCGCAACACUGCAUUUCUAUCUCGGAGAUGCUCAACCACCUGUACCUAUCAAGCUGGACCAAAGAGCAAGAGAAAUUUUCUCCAAACUAACAAGCAACUGUCUGGCGAGGAAUGCCGUGAGGCAAUCUCCAUUUUGAAACAUACAACUGAUGAAUCGGUUGUCAAAGAGAAAAUGAGGGCAACAUUUCAAUACCGUCAGACGGUAGUUCAACAAGACCAGCAAGACUCCUCAACAGUCCUGGAUGUUUUCCCACGUUUUCUCGAUACACCUGGCUUGAUUGACCAAGACUUUGCCAUGAUGUUUGGAGAGGAGGCUUCUGGCAGAUUCUUGGCAAAAUGGCCCACUUUCUUCAAACCCAGGAUCCUGGCAAACUGCAAGAAUUCUAAUGAGAAUGUUGAAGACUUGUUGUCUGGGCAUCACUCCUCAGAUGCGUCUGGCUGGGACAGUGACCUGUCAAGCAUCCUACUGCUGGUUCACCUACUUCCCCCUACUGCAAAAGGACCCAAGAAGAGUCCUAAAAUUAGCUCGCAUCAAGCAAUCAAACAUGUUGUGAGAUAUUUGAGGAUUGGCGCCAGUGUUGAGACCUUCCUUGAGAGUUUGGAACCAGGACAACCCAUCCUCCUGUGUGUCGGUGAAGAGAAGAACAACAUCCAAAGAUUCUAUGUCAUCGUUGACCACAAGGCCGUCCCUUGCAAGGCUCAGACGUCCCUGGCAGCUUUCGAUGAACUCUUUAAGGCCCACUUCAUCUUUAGUGUUCACUACCACGAAUCCCUUAACAGCUUCUACACAUUCAUCCAAACAACUGUGUUCAACAUUGAUGUGGGAAGUACCAAGGAAAGUCCUCGUGUGAAGGAGCUCAGAGCAAGACUGCUGAACACAAGUAUCUGAGGUGACGCACCAUCCUUGGAUGCAAAUAUGUUGAUUUGUUUUAUCUGCAAGUUACACCACAGAAGUUCUAUGUUGCUUUGUAAGCAUUUGAGAUUUUACCAUGGUUUAUAUCCAGGAAAGACAUUACGUUUGAAAUGUGGACAGCCGGGAUGUUCUUCAUUCUUUUGCACUUAUUCAGGGUUCAAGAAACACCUUAUUCGUUUGCACCGGGACACUUUCAACAAAUACUGUCAGUCACUUCAGUGCUUAUUGUAUCAAGGAGAGGGAUGAUUCAUUUUCUGUUGUUUCUAUUGAUGAGUUGAUUUAUUAUAGACCCUAUGCUAAACAGUUAUCUAAUGAGAUGGAUGAAAAAAUAUUAGGGCUGUCAAUCGAUUACAUUUUUUUUACUAAUUAAUCGCACAUUUUGAAAUUCAUUAAUCGUGAUUAAAAGUUGUUUUUCUUCUUUUUAAAGACAAAACUU
Messenger RNA from Pseudoliparis swirei, 2766 nucleotides. RefSeq names its product 5'-AMP-activated protein kinase subunit beta-1-like. Lineage: Eukaryota; Metazoa; Chordata; Actinopteri; Perciformes; Liparidae. The record is from RefSeq and is a predicted model, not a curated record. Gene Ontology annotation, molecular function: protein kinase binding. The transcript has 16 exons. Bases 115 to 888 code for a protein of 257 amino acids. Gene Ontology annotation, cellular component: nucleotide-activated protein kinase complex; cytoplasm; nucleus. Gene Ontology annotation, biological process: signal transduction.